AUGUCCAUCGAGGGAGUUUUGCGAGCAGUACGACGAUCUAUGGCGAGCAAUGAUGACGACUGGUCCGAUCGACUGUCGCACCUCAUCACCAGCAACAUGCUGGUCACAGCAGCCGGAAUCGUCUCGUAUAAGAUGUUCUCCGACGGACCGCUAGAGUGCAUGCCACCCAGCUUCUUCCCGAAGUCUUGGUCAAGGUAUGCUGAAAACUACUGUUGGUCGCAAGACACCUACUUCGUCGAGCCAAAGCAGCACGUCGAACUCUUGAAACCGGAUCAGCGGUACACUCCCGAACGCGAGCUAUCUUAUUACCAAUGGGUACCGUUCUUCUUGCUGCUUCAAGCAGCUUUCUUCCGUGCACCAAGUUUUUUGUGGAAAUCUUUUUCAAAUCACUCAGGCAUCAGGAUGCACGAGGUUGUAGAGAAAGCAAAGGAUUCGGCUAAUGUUGAGGAGGAGGUGCGUCAGAAGAACAUUUGUAUACUAGCACGUCAUCUCCAAAAUGCACUUCGUUUUCAUCGGCGAAUGGAGAAGAGGCGGGUAGUUGUGCAUAAGACGGUGACAUGUCUCAACUAUCAGUAUUCGUCGGGAUUCGUAUCAGCCGUCUACCUAUUCACGAAAGCGCUCUAUCUCGUCAACGUGGUGCUGCAACUGUGGUUGAUGAACUAUUUUCUCGGCACCAAUAAACACCAAUGGUACGGUCUUGGUGUCAUAAAAGACAUAGUGAAUGGUGUUGAAUGGGAGACUAGCGGCUAUUUUCCGCGUUCUGCAAUUUGUGAUUUUGAGGUACGACAAAUAGCAAAUAUUCAAAAAUAUUCGGUUCAAUGUGUGCUCGUCAUAAAUAUUUUCAACGAGAAGAUCUUUGUUAUCCUAUGGUUCUGGUAUCUGCUGUUGUUCGUCUCCGCUGCAUUCACCUUUGUUACGUGGUUCUUUGUUCUCCUCUUCCCCUGCUUCUCCAGAUGGUUUAUCGAACAGCAUCUGGAACUUAGUAGCCUCGAUAGUUUCGACUCAGAGUCGAUGAAAACUUCCGCCAAUGUACGGAAAUUUGUUUACGACUACCUCCAUCGCGACGGUGUGUUCGUGUUGAGGAUGGUCUCCGCUCAUGCAGGUAUCAUCUUUGGGACCGAUCUCAUUGUGGAGUUAUGGAGGACAUUCUACGGGAUCGAAAAGAGGGCCACGACACCUCUGACACCAAAUGGUGACGAUCCAUUGCAAACGGAAUUGAAAACCGUGACCUCCGUGCGUAACAGAAAGAAGCAGAAUCUUUUGUCGAUGUUAGAAGGCGGCGAUAUAACGACGACACUCAUGCCUUUAACUCCAGAGGAUGAGGAGAAGCAGAGUGCGAGUUCGGAUGAGGAUCGCAAGCCGUAG
Messenger RNA from Necator americanus (New World hookworm), 1365 nucleotides. RefSeq lists its product as uncharacterized. The record is from RefSeq and is a predicted model, not a curated record. Lineage: Eukaryota; Metazoa; Nematoda; Chromadorea; Rhabditida; Ancylostomatidae. The transcript is spliced from 10 exons. Gene Ontology annotation, molecular function: gap junction channel activity. The coding region runs from base 1 to 1365 and encodes 454 amino acids. Gene Ontology annotation, cellular component: plasma membrane; gap junction.